Hippopotamus amphibius kiboko is the source of this 1135-nucleotide messenger RNA. RefSeq names its product dynein light chain roadblock-type 1-like. Gene Ontology annotation, molecular function: dynein intermediate chain binding. The coding region runs from base 387 to 674 and encodes 95 amino acids. Lineage: Eukaryota; Metazoa; Chordata; Mammalia; Artiodactyla; Hippopotamidae. Gene Ontology annotation, biological process: microtubule-based movement. The transcript has a single exon. The record is from RefSeq and is a predicted model, not a curated record. Gene Ontology annotation, cellular component: cytoplasmic dynein complex; cytoplasm; centrosome.
AAUACUUUAUUGCUAAAAAAUACUUAACCAUCAUCUAAGCCUUCAGUGAGUCAAUCUUUUGCAAUAGUAACAUCAAAGAUCACCGAUCACAGAUCACCAUUACAAAUAUAAUAAUAAUGGCAAACUUCAAAAUAUUGCAAGAAUUGCCAAAAUGUGACACAGAAACAUGAAGUUUGCAAAUGCUGUUGGAAAAAUAGCACUGAGAGACUUGCUCAACUCAAAGUUGCCACAAACCUUCAAUUUGUCAAAAAGAAAAAAAAAAAGAAACAACUCAGUAUGUGCAAAAUGCAAUAAAGCAAAGCACAAUAAAACGAGGUCUGGAGGUGCAGAGAGGCUGUGGGACUGGGCUAAGGGCUGGCAACGCAGAGCUACCGGAUCGGUCCGAGAUGCCAGAGGUGGAGGAGACACUGAAGCGACUUCAGAGCCAGAAAGGCGUGCAGGGAAUCGUGGUGAACACAGAGGGCGUUCCCAUCAAGAGCACCAUGGACAAUCCCACCACCUCACAGUACACCAACCUCAUGUACAACUUCAUCUUGAAGGCCUGGCGCACCAUGCGUGAAAUUGACCCCCAGAAUGACCUCACCUUCCUUCGAAUUUGCUCCAAGGAAAAUGAUGUUAUGCUUGCACCAGGUAAAGACUAUUUCCUGAUUGUGAUUCAGAAUCCAACCAAAUAAGCCACUCUCUUGGCUCCCUGCAUCUUUCCUUACUUUAAUGCCCCUCAAGAGCAGUAGCGUUAAUCGUGUCAACUGACUGGCCUGUGGAAGUCACCUUAGAGCCCUCUCAGACCAGUCCGUGACCCGGGGUGGGCUGCAGCUCCACCUGCCCCACCACAGUCAUCCCUCUGCUGGCCAAUCGCCCCUGAUUUUCUAGGAGGAAGAUCACGUCCAGGUUUUGGAGCAAGAGCUUGUGAGAAGCCCACACUGUUUCCUUUUGACUUUGAGUUCACUUUGUUGCCCUUGGAAAUGGCUGUUUUUCUUUAACUAAAAAUAACGAAAAUGCUAAAACAAACAACAAAAAAAUGAGGUCUGCCUGUGCUCAGUGAUGGUAGGAGCCAGUCUUUGUCUCCUUUUGUGCUGCCAUCCUUGGCAGGUGGCUUCCACCUCAUUGUCUAAAACAUCUGCUUGAGCUCCAGCCA